AUGAGCAAUAUGCUUUUCCUGUGCCGCCUAUCGGAAUCCUACCGGCCGAUACGGAAUGAGCCGGACAAGGUACUGCUGAGAGUGUACUUCAAUCCGGAGACUGAAAGCCACCUUGUCGCCGAGUCCGUCAUUUUCACUCUUCUUUCUGAACGACACUUGGGACCAAAACUGUAUGGCAUCUUCAGUGGAGGACGCCUGGAAGAAUAUAUUCCGGUUGGUCCAUUUGACCCUGUUUUUUUUUUCUGGUUUCAAUUAGUUGAGUAGAGCUGUAAGGUCUGUUCAAGCUUGGGUUUUUAUGAUUCAUAAUUAUCUUGCCCUUUUUCCCUUCCGACUCUUAAAUUUCUAGUCACGACCGCUUUCCGUUCGAGAAAUCUCCCUGCCGGCCAUGUCAGCCAAGAUCGCCAAAAGACUUGCCAAGGUGCACCAGCUCGAGGUUCCGAUUUGGAAAGAGCCUGACUAUUUGUGCGAAGCGCUCCAAAGGUUUCAAAACUUUGAAAUCGUCAAAAUAUUAAUUUUCUUUUUCAAGAUGGUUGAACCAGCUGUCUAACACUGUUUCCGCUGAACAUUCGUUUGACCUUCCGGCCGACAUUUCCAAAGAAGCUCCAAAUAGCAUCACCUGCAUUCAAUUGGCCAGAGAACUUGACUUUUUGAGGUUUUCUUUGAGUUUUAUUGAUAAGUGUGCAAUAUUUUUUUCAAGUUGACGAGCCUUGAAUACAAAAAAUCAGCUACUUUUGACAAGGGCAGUCAUUUCAGCGGAAAACUGAAAAUUCAAAAUUUAUUAAGUAAUUUUAUCAUAGCCCUCCAGCUUUUUUUGAUUCAUGCCAAAUUUCCACCUGAUCCAAAUUUGAGACGGGUUUCCUAAAAUAUAUCUAGAAAAUAGAAUUCUUAGAGAAAAUUUCAGAACGCACAUCGCCAAAAGCAAGAGCCCAGUCACAUUCUGUCACAAUGAUCUCCAAGAAGGUCUUGAGCCUUCCAAUAAAUUUUUCGAUUAUUCUGAUUUCAGGAAACAUCCUUCUUCCCAAAGCCUCAUCUGGAAACAUUCGACUUCCUUCGCUUUCUGACGAAUCCAGCGGCAGCGGAAACAGUCUUGCCGCAUUCAAUCCAGCUGAUCCACGCCUGGUCCUCAUCGACUUUGAAUACGCUAGUUACAAUUACAGGUACACUUUUUGUCUCUCCCACCGCAGGGAGUAAGGCCCUGCUGCAAAACACCUGAUUGAACGUGCUCCCGACCUAAAACUGCUUUCGCUUCGGACAUUAAAAAACAUUUUAACCGAUAAUUUUCAAAGAUUGAGAAAAAACUAUGAGAUGAUUCUUCGAGGACAGUCGCUUGAAACAAUUUUCCUCAAAAUAAUCGUACUACUGAGCUUUUUAUCCACAACCUGGCUUGAGCCAUUCCAACUGCGACAGCGACGCUCACGGUCAAGAAAAAUUAAUUAUAUAUCCUCUUUUCAGAGGCUUCGAUUUUGCCAAUCACUUCGUCGAAUAUUCCAUUGACUAUGACGUGGACGAAGCUCCAUAUUACGCGAUCACACCGGACAACUUCCCGACUUCUGAUAUGGUUUUUUUUCUUUCAUAAGCAUUUUCAUAGUUGGGAACUUAUCUAUAGAUGCUCGAGUUCUUCAUAAAUUACCUGCGCGAGUGGGGUGGAACACCUGAAAACCAGCUUUACCCGAAAGCUGAGCUUCUAAUCAAGGUGUCAAAAAUAAUCAAAAAUAUCAAAGGUGUAUAUAUCCAGGAAACUUUGCCUUUUGUGGCAGUUUCUCACUUUUUCUGGGGCGUUUGGGGCCUCUUGCAAGUUGAGCUCUCCCCUGUUGGCUUCGGCUUCGCUGUGAGUUUUUAACCAAAAAUAUUCAUUUUUAUGGUCUUUUUAAGGAAUACGGAAGAGACCGCCUCGCUUUGUAUUUUGCGAACCGCAACCUGUUGGAAAAUCUAGGCGAUGAAUAG
Caenorhabditis auriculariae is the source of this 1944-nucleotide messenger RNA. The record is from the annotation of a GenBank genome assembly. Lineage: Eukaryota; Metazoa; Nematoda; Chromadorea; Rhabditida; Rhabditidae.